Hevea brasiliensis (rubber tree) is the source of this 771-nucleotide messenger RNA. Its product is annotated as 17.5 kDa class I heat shock protein. The transcript has a single exon. Lineage: Eukaryota; Viridiplantae; Streptophyta; Magnoliopsida; Malpighiales; Euphorbiaceae. Gene Ontology annotation, biological process: response to hydrogen peroxide; protein folding; response to salt stress. The record is from RefSeq and is a predicted model, not a curated record. Bases 86 to 559 code for a protein of 157 amino acids.
UCCGAAAGCAAUCAGCAGUUCCCAGUUUUUAGCAAUCUACUAAACUCAUUAAAUUCAAUUCCGAAACCCUCUCUACAUAAAGAAAAUGGCAAUGAUUCCUAGUUUCUUUGGUAACCCACGAAGCAGUAUCUUUGAUCCUUUCUCUUCUUUCGACUUGUGGGAUCCAUUCAAAGAUUUCCAAUUUCCUUCUUCCUCUUUGAUCAUCUCUGGGGAAAAUUCCGCUUUUGUUAACACUCGCAUAGAUUGGAAAGAGACUCCAGAAGCUCAUGUCUUCAAGGCUGAUCUUCCUGGACUUAAAAAGGAGGAAGUAAAGGUGGAAAUUGAAGAUGAUAGAGUGCUUGAAAUCAGCGGAGAGAGGAACGUGGAGAAGGAGGACAAGAAUGAUACUUGGCACCGAGUGCAGCGUAGCAGCGGGAAGUUCUUGAGGAGGUUCAGGCUGCCGGAAAAUGCAAAGAUGAAUGAAGUGAAGGCCUCCAUGGAAAAUGGGGUUCUUACAGUGACUAUUCCUAAGGAGGAAGUGAAGAAACCUGAUGUGAAGGCCAUUGAAGUCUCUGGUUGAUUAAUUAAACUUUUUCUUGCGAUGGCAUGGCAUGGCAUGGACAUAUGCCAAUUGCCAAAAUAUGAAGAAAAACGGUGUUUGUCCUGUGUAUGUAUGUUCAUUGGAUUUUGUGAGCAGUGCGGGAAAUAAUAUAUUCAAAAAUAAAAUUAUAAUUUGAAAUCUUGUAACUUAAUUUGUUUUAAUAUAAUAAAUAUAAAAUUAUUUUUCCAAUA